GAGAGAGUGAGAGAGAGAGGACUGCAGAGAGGAGGAGGGACGGCAGUUGAAUCCCUUUCUGACUCUACAUCAAGGGGGAGAGGCGCAAAGGCGGAAAGCAGAGGACACAGCCAGCGCAGGGGAGAACAUUUCUUGCAAGCAGCAAUGAAGCAACAGAGCGAGUAGCAAUCCAAGCACAAUUUUACCAGAGAGAGAGAGAGAGAGAGAGAGAGAGAGAGAGCCAAAGAGAGGACACGAGCAAGACUGAGCAAGCGAGAGAGAGAGAGGGGGAGGGAGGGAGUGAGGAAGAGAGGGAGGGUAGCACGCUCUCUGAGGUUGACAGAGGGAGAACAAGCUGAGGAGAGAGGGAUGCGCUCGGAGAGCAACAGCAGGAGGGAAAAAGGUAGCCGCAGCGGUGAGAAGAGGCAGAGACAUGGAGCUUAACGCAGAGAGACAGAGAGAGGGGGAGAGGGAAAGGAGGGAGAGCAGAGGAGAUAACCCAGUCUAAUAGGAUAGACACUGAUCUUUGCUUUCCGCCACAUGCAUGACCGUGUGGACAGGGAGACAGCCACGCUGGACUUAGACACAGGGUUCUGCAGGGCAUGCUGGUGCGUUCGUGCGUCUGUGUGCUUACAUCUGUGUGACUGAACAAUCCCUGCUUGUAUAUAUGCGCUAGGUCAGGUGUUGUGUGUCCGUGUGUGUUUGUGUGUGUGUGUGUCUCCCUGCGGUGUGUUUGUGUGUGUGUGUGCAUGCAUGCGUGUGUUUUGGGUGCUUGGUUGUGGCCAGGGCUGGAGCGGGUCGAGGCACCCGUGAGUUUGGCAGAGCUUGCACUCACCAGCGCAACGCAGUGCAUUUCAGCGCCCUUCGGCCGGAGGCGCGGGCGUAGUACACGCUCUGUCAACGACAGCAGCCAUGGUCGCGACAGACUGCGUGUGCGCGCAAUGCUGCGCUAGCAAGAAGAGGAGGGGUCAGAUCAGUGCAGCGUGCUGAGCGGGAGGACACCAGGGCGUGCUCAGGGCGUUAGACACCCAACGCUCAACACAGGAGUGUGUGUUUCACAGUAACAGGAGUUGGUGCAUUGGGCAUAAAGGGUGGGGGGGAGAGUGUCCAGGAUGUAAGGGCUGGGAGGGGGGUGGGGCGCAGAGAGAGACAGGGAGAGCAUAGCGGACGCACACAGCGAAUCACAGCGUCGGCUGCUUGGCGUGAGAGGGAAAGGACCGGCCUGACAGCGGCGGGAAAGUUGAGAAACAGCCCACGCGGCACCCGGCACGGCACAAACCGCAAACCACUGCAGCCAAGGCAGAGACGUCCGGAGGGGAGGGAGAGGUGCGGUCAGGACAUCCCGGACGGACUGGGCCGACCCGGUGGGGGACGCCCACUGGGGACAGAACAGCCAGGUCACCGAAAAAGUACUCUCACUCCCCAGACGGCAGUGGGGACAGGCGAACGGGACCAAGGCAGACGCGCCCGCUCUGCCGGGUCCCAGUAAAUCGUGGUGCAGAGUCUUCGAGGAGGGGGUGAGAAAAUUUGUGCUCAGGACAGCUGCCGCCAUCUUUCAAUGACCAUGGGGGAGUGGACCAUACUGGAGAGGCUGCUGGAGGCUGCUGUCCAGCAGCACUCUACCAUGAUUGGACGGAUCCUGCUCACUGUGGUGGUGAUCUUCCGCAUCCUGAUCGUGGGCAUUGUGGGUGAGAAGGUCUACGAGGACGAGCAGACCAUGUUCAUCUGCAACACCAUGCAGCCUGGCUGCAACCAGGCCUGCUACGACAAGGCCUUCCCUAUCUCUCACAUCCGCUACUGGGUCUUCCAGAUCAUUCUGGUGUGCACGCCCAGCCUGUGCUUCAUCACCUACUCAGUGCACCAGUCGGCCAAGCAGCGCGACCGCAGCUACUCCUUCCUGCACCCCUACAUGGAGCGGGACCACGGGAGGCAUGAGAGCGCGCGCAAGCUCCGCAACAUCAACGGCAUCCUGGUGCACAACCCCGACAGCGGCAAGGAGGAGCACGACUGCCUGGAGGUGAAGGAGAUCCCUAACGCCCCCCGCGGGCUCACACACGCCAAGAGCGCCAAAGUGCGGCGCCAGGAGGGCAUCUCCCGCUUCUACGUCAUCCAGGUGGUGUUCCGCAACGCCCUGGAGAUAGGCUUCCUGGCCGGCCAGUACUUCCUGUAUGGCUUCAACGUGCCGGGCAUGUUCGAGUGCGACCGCUACCCCUGCGUCAAGGAGGUGGAGUGCUACGUGUCACGACCCACCGAGAAGACGGUCUUCCUGGUCUUCAUGUUCGCCGUGAGCGGCAUCUGCGUGCUGCUCAACCUGGCCGAGCUCAACCACCUCGGGUGGCGCAAGAUCAAGACGGCCAUCCGCGGCGUGCAGGCCCGCCGGAAGUCCAUCUGCGAGGUGCGCAAGAAGGACCUGUCUCACCUGUCACAGGCGCCCAACCUGGGCAGGACCCAGUCCAGCGAGUCUGCAUAUGUUUGACCUUCGGCCUCUGAGUUGAGGCAGGCUGCCGGAGAGCUUGAGUUUCUUGUGACAGGUAACG
Messenger RNA from Megalops cyprinoides (Indo-Pacific tarpon), 2516 nucleotides. It is a transcript of the gene gjd1a, whose product is annotated as gap junction protein delta 1a. The transcript is spliced from 2 exons. The record is from RefSeq and is a predicted model, not a curated record. NCBI's taxonomy places the organism in Eukaryota, Metazoa, Chordata, Actinopteri, Elopiformes, Megalopidae. Gene Ontology annotation, biological process: cell communication. Gene Ontology annotation, cellular component: connexin complex. The coding region runs from base 1538 to 2455 and encodes 305 amino acids.